CGUAGAAAAAGUCAACAAAAAUUCCAGCAGAAGUAAUUCCUGAAAUUCUGUCCAGAGUCCAGACUAUGUAUCACCCCAGAAUCUUAAAAAAAUCCCAAAUUUCUAACAAACACUUUUCUCAAUUUCUAUCUUCUCCUCUCCAAUGGCGUCGUCAUCGUCGGUGAUCUCUCUUCUCUUCCCACUACUCUCUCUCCUCUUCAUCUCCUCCGUUUCAGCGAGACCAGGUUUCCAUUUCCACCCUUGCAACACCCUCAUCAUCUCCACCUAUUCCUUUUCUGUCCUUCCUCAAAACCCUAACCCUAACCCUAACCCUAACCCCAAUUUCCGUCCUCAAUUCCUCAUCGUUUCCUCUGAUUUCCAUCAUUUUCGCCACCGACGAUUUCUUCCACUUAUGGUCAACCAUCAUCCCCACCUCGAUCGAAAAACCCAAGUUUUAGAAUCCCUUAAAGAACGCCCUGAGUCGUUUUAUUCUUCUUUUGGGUUUUCUUCAUUUAAAGAUAGAACUAAGGAUAUUCUUAGCGUUGUUGCUUCUCUUCUGUUUGGUGCUGCUUGUGGGGCUCUUACUGCUGGUACCAUGUAUUUGAUUUGGUCUCUUUUUAACCACCGAUAUGAGGGAUCUUACCGUUCUUUAGAUGGUUUUACUAGCGAUGAUGAUGAUGAUAAUGAUGACGAUGAUAUUUUUAACCCUAAGAAGAAAGGUUAUGUUACGAUUCCUGCUGCUCCUGUUAAGGAUGUUGAUUCCACCCCUGUUGCUGUCUCAGUUCCUGCCAAGGAGUCUGCGUGAUUUGGAGUAAAGAGAAUUUAUUUUGAUGUUUUUCGUCUUUUUUAGUAAUAUGUAAUAUAAUCUAUGAUGUAAUAUGAUGUUGAUCAAUUUCACUUGGUGGGAUUUUUCAUUUUAUCAAUGAAUGAUAACUUGACUGUUGAUGCUUAUGUUAUCCUAAAUACAAAAUAAAUUUACUGUUA
This is a messenger RNA of Amaranthus tricolor (Joseph's coat), 963 nucleotides long. RefSeq lists its product as uncharacterized. NCBI's taxonomy places the organism in Eukaryota, Viridiplantae, Streptophyta, Magnoliopsida, Caryophyllales, Amaranthaceae. The transcript has a single exon. The record is from RefSeq and is a predicted model, not a curated record. Bases 143 to 784 code for a protein of 213 amino acids.